This is a messenger RNA of Rhizophagus irregularis DAOM 181602=DAOM 197198, 669 nucleotides long. RefSeq lists its product as uncharacterized. NCBI's taxonomy places the organism in Eukaryota, Fungi, Glomeromycota, Glomeromycetes, Glomerales, Glomeraceae. The record is from RefSeq and is a predicted model, not a curated record.
AUGAAUUCUCUUGAAAAAUUCUUUCAAAUCUUAUAUAACUAUGAUAUGGCAAAAGAGGAAAACCGCAGAAAAGGAAAAGCAUUUCCUGUCAAAUCUCCUAGGCUCACCAUGAGCUUUGAUUUUCCUGACGUGGACCCACCGAUCGUAAAUGCACCACAUGAAAUCCUAUUUGACAUGGAAGAAACCCCAAAUCUUCACGACAAUAAUAACGACGAAAUGCAAAAUCGUUCCCGUUCUCAUUCAAUCUCUUCAUCUCCAAAUAAUUCGAUUAUCAGCAUCAGCAGCGAUGAUGUUAUGUCUGAAGACGUCAAAAUGACUGAUGCAAGUAUUGAUGGCGGGUUGACAAGCGAAAGUGACUCCAAUACUUCGCCAACUACUAGAACAUGCCACCAUCCAAAACAUAGGAUAUACAAAAGGCGAGGAUUAACAACGAAUUCAUUCGUGAAGAUAACGAAAAAUCUUGCUUCUAUUGUUGGGAUUGAUGAUAAUUUAAUAAUUUGCAGAGGAUGUAUGAAACAAUCUCAUCAAGACAAAGAAUACACUUCUCAUCAAGAUUAUAUUGCGCCGAAGAAAGCCAAGAAGGAACAUAUGUUAAACAAUCUGAAGAUUGAAAUGGUAGGAUUUAAUCAACGUGGAAAAAGAGUAACCCGUUCACAUAAGCGACAAUAA